CACCACUUCCGCCGCAGGUGACUUGGACACUUGCAGGUGCGUGGUGGGAGAAGUAUAAGUUCGGUCCCAUGACACUGAGGUAUUAAGUGCAGCAGCCGUCAUCAGCUGAACUGUACAUAACAAAUCAACCUCAAGAUAAGAUCUGGAAAAAACUGACACAGCUGCCAUGAUGACCAUGGCCGAACCCACUACUAUCAGAACCUCGCUCGGCGGCAUCGCCAAACUCAUCGACCACUCGCUGCUGCACCCGACCAUGACCGACGCCGAGAUCGAAGCGGGCCUGCAAGUCGCCAGACAGCACAACGUCGCCGCGGCGUGUGUCAAGCCUUACAGCGUCCCGGUGGCCCGCCGCAUCCUCGCCGGCACCGACGUGCUCGUCUGCGCCGUCAUCGGCUUCCCGCACGGCAACUCGACCACAACGACCAAGGUGGCCGAGGCCCGCGAGGCGGUGCUGGCGGGUGCCCACGAGAUUGACAUGGUGGUCAACGUCGGCAAAGUCCUGGGCGGCGAUUGGGAGUACGUGCGCAGCGAGAUUAGCACCAUCAACGACUGCGUCACGAGCACCCCGGUCAACGGCGGAGGCGACGGUAAUGAUGACGGCCAGACGGCCAUUCUCAAGGUCAUCUUUGAGAAUGACUUCUUGGAGGAGCAGCAGAUUGCGCUGCUCUGCCGGAUAUGCACCGAGAUAGGCGUGGCAUACGUCAAGACGUCGACGGGGUAUGGGUUUGUGAAGCAGCCCGGCGGCGACGGCAACACCUACUCGUAUCAGGGGGCAACGGUGCCGCAUCUGAAGCUGAUGAGGGCGAGCUGCGGGCCGGACGUGAAGAUCAAGGCUGCCGGUGGGGUACGGACGCUUGAUGACCUUCUCCGCGUCAUGGCGCUGGGUGUGUCGAGAGUCGGGGCCACGGUGACGGUCGCGAUUCUGGAAGAGGCCAAGCAUAGGGGCAUGACUGAUGAGCCGACCGAGUUCAGUUGGAAGUAGGAGCAUUUGAGGGUAAACAUCUGGUAUGACUAGUUAUAAUCGAUUGUCUAUUUAUUGCAUCCAGUCUUGGCUGAUGGAGGCGCUAGGAUUAACAUACAGAAGGUUAACCCGACCUCCGGCCUUGGUACCGAUAAUAUUGACUUACCGGCCCCGUACAUUUUGAUG
Molecule: messenger RNA, 1147 nt
Organism: Parathielavia appendiculata
Lineage: Eukaryota; Fungi; Ascomycota; Sordariomycetes; Sordariales; Chaetomiaceae
Product: deoxyribose-phosphate aldolase
Exons: 1
Coding region: 176-982 (268 amino acids)
Biological process (GO): deoxyribonucleotide catabolic process; carbohydrate catabolic process
Cellular component (GO): cytoplasm
Molecular function (GO): deoxyribose-phosphate aldolase activity
Source: RefSeq, a predicted model, not a curated record